Messenger RNA from Mycena citricolor, 1721 nucleotides. The record is from the annotation of a GenBank genome assembly. NCBI's taxonomy places the organism in Eukaryota, Fungi, Basidiomycota, Agaricomycetes, Agaricales, Mycenaceae.
UAGGUGACAAAAGGCGAGACUCGAUUCGGAGAAGCGUCCGGGCAUGUGACUUCGCCUGUGAUGAGCCGCAGUGGUGCUUAUUCAAGACUGAAAAGUUCCCACCGAGCCACUGGCGAAGAUGUGCUUAAAUUACCCGGAAUCCGUCGUAGGCGUAGGUGCUUCGAUGCGCUACUCAGGCUCGCAAUCACUACGCUACCGUCGGGAGAAACUUGCGUUAUUUCGUUGACUCACCGCGGUUGUUUGGGCGCGCUGACCCACAGGCGGUCAAAUAAGUAUUACGAGCUCAAUCGAGCUAAACUGAGCCUUUCGUCCAUGCUUGCUCAUGCAGAGCACGCCUAGCUCUGCGCUUAUCGCUCUGGAGGCAAGGUCUUCACUUCCAUCGCGGAUAGAAGGAGUAACUCCUCUGGUCCUUCGUCAUGGCCAAGCGUAAUACGGCGCGCAGCGAACAGAUUGGGAUUCAGAUAAAUGUGUUUGCAAGCAAGAAGCAUCUUCUCCAAUCUCGAGUUCGGUGUCGUUCGACAUGUCUCUCCCAGUGCCUCAGUUAUUCCAGCCGAUUCUGGUGGGCGAAAUGCAGCUCAAGCAUCGCGUCGUGAUGGCUCCAUUGACGCGCAAUCGCUCUGAUCCAGACCGCGUCCCUCUCCCGCUCGUGAAGGAAUACUACGUCCAGCGGGCCUCGCAGCCGGGGACGCUCAUUAUCUCAGAGGCCAUGUUCAUCGACGAGCGCGCUGCCGGAUGCCUCUAUGUUCCCGGUCUGUGGUCCGAAGCUCACAUUGCGGCGUGGAAGGAGAUCGUCGAUGCCGUGCACGCGCAGGGCUCGUUCAUCUACAUGCAACUGUGGGCACACGGUCGAGCAGCCCAGCCGGACACUCUGGGUGAACACGCAUACGUGUCCGCAUCGGAUAUCCCGCUCAGCUACCGGCCCGCGGACGAGAUCAAGCCUCGCCCACUGUCGAUCACCGAGAUCGCCGAAUACGUGGAGCUCUACGCGCGCGGAGCAAAGUAUGCGGUGGAGGGUGCUGGCUUCGACGGGGUCGAGAUCCACGGCGCGAACGGGUACCUGAUCGACCAGUUCACGCAGGAUGUGAGCAACGUGCGGUCGGACGAGUACGGAGGGAGCAUCGAGAAUCGGACUCGAUUCGCGCUGGAGAUCCUCGAUGCGGUCGUUGCCGCUGUGGGCCUAAGAAAACGGGUUUCCGCAUCAGUCCGUGGAACAACUAUCAAGGUGAAGAAUUCGCGAUCGAACAGGAUCAAAGCGCGGUAUCCCGACUUGGCUUUCAUCCACGCCGUCGAGCCACGAGUCGCUGGAGGCGAUAUUCUCGCAGACGACACCAUCCCAGAAGACGUAAGCAACGACUUCAUCCGCGACAUCUGGGCAUCCGACACGAGGCGACUCAUCUCUGCCGGGGGGUACAAGCGUGCAUCGGCCAUCCGAGACGCGGAGAAAGGCGAGCUGAUAGCCUUCGGGAGACUGUUCAUCUCGAAUCCCGACUUGGCCUCCCGCUUGCUACAUGACUACCCUCUGAACCCGUACGACCGGGAUACGUUUUACGUCGAUGGCGUCUCAGAUCCGAGGGGCUACACGGAUUAUCCAUUUUACGCUCCCGAGUCGUAGCUUGGGUGAUGUAACUGAUGUCGCUGGAGUUGGUCUAUCGCGCGAGGAUCCCUGCUGUUCUGCGCGUAAGAAUGCCAGCAUCUAGAUCCGAUAAUGAGGCUGAAUGGAA